Phaeodactylum tricornutum CCAP 1055/1 is the source of this 2571-nucleotide messenger RNA. RefSeq lists its product with no specific name. The record is from RefSeq and is a predicted model, not a curated record. Gene Ontology annotation, molecular function: nucleic acid binding; RNA lariat debranching enzyme activator activity. NCBI's taxonomy places the organism in Eukaryota, Bacillariophyta, Bacillariophyceae, Surirellales, Neidiaceae. The transcript has a single exon. Bases 1 to 2571 code for a protein of 856 amino acids. Gene Ontology annotation, cellular component: post-mRNA release spliceosomal complex. Gene Ontology annotation, biological process: mRNA splicing, via spliceosome.
AUGGCAUCGUCGGUAUCCGGCAAACUGAAAGUCUUGUUGUUUGGCACGGUGGGGGACGAAACGGACGCCUUGAUCGAGAAAGUGGCAGCCCUGCACGGCAGCAAGGCGGGACCCUUUGACGCUGCCUUUUGUGUAGGACCCGUGAACGUAGCCCGUCUGCUCCAAAACGAACGGACUCUGACCAUUCCCACCUAUCUGCAAGACGAUUCGUUACGUGAGGAACCAAACCCGUCCUCACCAAAAUCUGAUUGGAACCACAACGCUCCGGAAGACUGCAACCAAAAUUUCGUACCACUCGCUGAGAAUCUGUAUUUAUUGCGCACUCCAGAGCACCCUGCCGCCGCCAAUGUGUGGAGUCUAUCAGUGGCGCCCCGCAAACCCGCCCUGGUAGUAGUUGCGUGUCCCGCACGCUUCCGCGUCGACCAAACCACCGUCGCCCAACCCUUGCUCGAUCAACUCCGUCACGUUUCCUAUACCGGAUGCGACUUGUUGCUGACUACAGAAGCUCCGCAAGGCAUGGAAUCAAUUAUUGGCUCGGAAUCCGUAACACCGUCGUUUCCAACGCCCGGAUCGGCCCUCGCCGUCUCCUACGACGUGGCCGAAGUCGCCUUGUUGGCACGGGCCCGUUACCACGUGGUGCCAUCCCCCAACGGACUCUUUCAACAAUCACCCGCCUUUGCCCAUUUGUCCGCCACGACCCAUACCACCAAUACCCUUCAUGUGGGUCGCGUCCUGACGCUCGGACCGGUACAGCCCGUGACGGACUGGAAAAUCGCCCCCAAAACUCACAAAUUCGUUCACGCCCUGGGACUACAACCCCUCCACCAACAAUCGAUUACGGAGCAGCAAGGUCAACGACCCGCACACGUUUUGACCAAUCCCUUCACCGACACUGCCUAUCAAAGGGAUGGUCCUCCCAGCACGAACGGUGGCCACAAUAGCGGACUUUCGGAAGCCAGUGCGCGCCGCAUUCUGGCGGAAGAACAGCACAAACGAUCCGGCGGAGAUCCGUCCCAACGAUGGAGUAGUACAGGUCCCCACCGUCCCAAACGAUCGAGGGAAAACGACUACCAGGAACAGAACGUCGACCUAACAUGUCGUACGCUCUUUUUGCACGGCCUGCACAAGGACGUAUCCGGACAAUUGCAAAGCGCCACUGGCGGGGAUCAGGUACUACUGCAAGCAUUGGCUAGCUUCGGAGCCGAGCAAAUUCGACGACCGCCGCAAGCCACGACCAGCAGUUUUUGUUUUUGUGAAUUUGGAACACACGACCAAGCUCUCCAAUGCCUGCAAACCCUGGGCGGAAGUUUGACCGUCCACGGUGUGCUCCUCACCGUCAAGUGGGCCACCACUGUGAACGCGGCCACCGGCCCGGAUGGAUCCAAUCCGAAACGUCAACGUCUCACCGAACCCGAAGCCCGUGAAUCGUCGACUAUACACUAUAAGCUACCCCCACAGAUGCUGAACGGUCCGAAUUCUCCUUCUCACGAAACCGUCGCCGAAACCCUACGGACCUGGAUGGAGCAUACGUUGGAAUACGCUUUGGCGUCAGAAGAUGACACGGACCACGCCACACCCACCGUCCAGGCCGCGGACGAACCCGCUUUGCAAGUCCAAAAGCGCCUACCGUCCGACGAAGCCAUGACGUUUGGGUUUUUGGAUUUUGCCUCGCACGCUGCGGCCAGUAUGGCUUUGGCGACAUUAACGGGCAGUACGGAUGGAGGUCGAGUGACAAUGGAGAAUGCCAAACGCGUUCCCGAGGUAUUCAAAUCGCUGUGGGGCGGGAGUGCGGCGGAUACGCAGCCGUUGUAUUUGAACUGGGCGCGCCCGAAGGAAGCGGACGUGCACAAUAUUAUUGAAGAUGCUUCCGGUUUUAAAUUUGAGCGUCGCCAUUUCCCUGCCGAUGCACGAAAGGAUUGCUGGUUUUGCUUAGCCAGUGAAGCUUGUGAAAAACAUUUAAUUACGGGAGUGUAUCAAAGUUGCUACGCGGCAAUGCCCAAAGGUCCAGUGCAUCAAGGGCACGUUUUGUUGAUUCCGGUGAAACACAGCAGUCAAGGAGCAUUGAAAGAUUCAAUCGUUGCCCAAGAAAUGGAUGCACUCAAGUCAAAACUAAGAAAACACGCAUACAGUGUCUACGAUAGCGAUUUAUUUGUGUUUGAACGCGCCAUUCAGACAAAGGGCGGUUAUCAUACCCAUGUGCAGUGUGUUCCGGUUCCCAAAAGGUCGGGUAUUCAGCUGCAGUCCACCAUGAUUGCCCAAGCGCGAAAGACCGGAAUGCAAUUGCGCGAACUUACCUCCGAUCUCGCGCUCGCGGCCAUGUUUACCGAUGAGGAUAACGAAGGGGGCUACUUUUAUGCGGAAAUACCGCUGGCGGGAACGGAUUUCAAGCGCUUUCUAUACAAAGCGGACGGUCAGGGACAGACUCCACUACAAUUUGGCCGGGAAGUUAUCGCAGCUGUCCUGGGUAAACCCAGCCUAGCACAUUGGAAGUCCUGUCUGCUAGACAGAGAAGAAGAGACUGCAAUGGCAUCAUUGUUCCGUGAAUCUUUUGAAAAGUUCUGUUUAGAUUAG